Messenger RNA from Saccostrea echinata, 798 nucleotides. RefSeq names its product perlwapin-like. The transcript has 3 exons. The record is from RefSeq and is a predicted model, not a curated record. Gene Ontology annotation, cellular component: extracellular region. NCBI's taxonomy places the organism in Eukaryota, Metazoa, Mollusca, Bivalvia, Ostreida, Ostreidae. Gene Ontology annotation, molecular function: peptidase inhibitor activity. Bases 90 to 671 code for a protein of 193 amino acids.
CCAUUUUCCGCUUACUUCGGAGUAUAAAAGAGGGGAAAUAUUUUGAAUUUUUGCCUUUCGGACUUUUUCUGAUUAAGGACACUGUAACCAUGAGGGCAUUUGUACUUCUGAUUUCCGUUGCGCUCUGUAGUGCUGGUUACGACAAACUUGGUCAUUCAGGUGGAUAUUCAGUAGGAAAUCUAGGAGGAGUAUAUCAACCAGGAGGAGUAUAUCCGCCAGGAGGAUUUCAAUAUAAAUAUGGCACGUGCCCAAAUAUUGGCACCAGUGAAGGAGAUUAUGGAAGGAACUGUGUGUAUGAUUAUAAAUGUCCAGGGGUCCAGAAAUGCUGUUACGUAUACUACUCUUUGAGAAGAGUUUGCAUGGUUCCUCAGGAAUAUAGAAAGCCAGGAGCUUGUCCAUACUUUCCUAACAAUGGCGGAGCUGGAUCAUGUAACCAUGACUAUCAUUGCGGUGGUUCUCUAAAAUGCUGUAGAGGAUAUUAUGGAAAUGUGGACACAUGCUCUUUUCCUGUAUACCACGGCCAAAAUUUCCCUGUAGGAGGAGAAGUCGGACCUGUAGGAGGAGUCGGACCUGUAGCAGGAGGAGUCGGGCCUGUCGUCGGAGGAGUAGGACCUGUCGGAGGAAUUGGACCUAUCCUUGGAGACGGUUAUAAGAAAAAGAACGUGUAUUAAAUUUACAAACUUUAUAAAACACAAUGAAAAUAAGUUUGAAGUCUUGUAGAAAAAAAAAACAGUCGAAUAUAAAUGCCAACUUUUUUUAAAUGCUUAUAAAAUUUGCUAAUAUACUAUUGUAUACAUG